AUGCAUGCUGUGAAUGGACUUCUGUUGAUAUCAGUGGGACUGUCUUAUGGUAAGCAAAAUCACUUAUGUAGUAUCACAAAGAUACAUUUGAAUUGUAUCUCCAUCUUAUCACUAAAAUCAGUAAUGAACAAUCUCUCUUUUCAAAGUAAAUUUGUUCAAUGUUUGCUUGUAAAAUGAUCAGUUUGUUCACAAAGUGAAUAAGUGAAAGUAUGAAAGAGGUUCAGUUGAGUAAGUUGUACUUUUCUUAAAAACUGCCCUUUUUCUCUCUUCGCAGGAUUGGAGACCUCCUGUGAUGCCAGAAAGGAUGGAGCUCAGUGUUAUGGAGCUCUGGGAGGAACUGUCUAUCUCCAGUUGAUCAUCAACGCCAGUGGACAUGAGCUUGAAUUCAAGAACAACAUCACAGGGACAAACGUUUUCAAAUUAGAAAACGGCAAAGUCACAACAAACCCCCCUUUAAAACACAGAGCAGUGUUCUAUGUGGAAGAUGGGAUGUUGAUGCUCAGUAACACAGAGAAGGCUGAUUAUGGGAAAUAUUACUUAAACAUUUACAACUUAGAGGGGACGCUUCUGAACACAACACAAUUAGACCUACUCCUGGUUACUGAAGGUAUAGAACUUUGAAACACUUUACUUGGAUAGUCGCCAAUAUAUGUCAACUAUGUUAACUAACUAACUAUCCACUAACUCUAACUAACCCUAGCCCCAACCUUAACCAUUACCUAACAUUCAUGACUGUUUUAGAGAGUGAAAUAAUAGCUGUCUUUACUCAUUCCUCGACAGCCCCAGUGUCCCCUCCUCAGCUGUCCUCUGAGUGCCUGUCCCAUGGAGAGAUGAGGGUGACCUGCUCCUUUGAGGGGGACAGUCCCCAGUACAGCUGGACUCUGGACGGACAGACACUGAAUGGAAUGGAGGCUUUUCUCAGUGACAUGACAGACACCGUCAUUCUGAAGAAGGGUGUAGUGGGGACUCUCGCUUGUACAGUGAAAAACCAUAUCAGCAAUGUUACCAUCACUCAAGAAAUCUCCUUAUGUAGGCCUACUGGUAAGUGUCUUAAAUGUAGCGCUUUGUUACUAAUAAUAUGUAUUUUAUAUAUAACAUUAUACAUUAUCUUAUAUAGCUUGUAUCUAAUGUCUCCCUUCCUUCCCCCAGGACCAUGGGUCAAUGUGUUUGUUUAUUUCCAACUUGCUGAGGUCUUCUUUCUGCUGACAGUCUGUCUGGGAUCAUACUGUUUCUACAAGAAGAAAACCUGUCCUCAAGCACAAGGUCAAUAAACAUGUACCAUUGUUCCUAUAUAGCCCAUACCAUUGACUCUGCUGAAUGUGUAACCGUUGGUCUCUUACUUUCCCUUUACUAUGUAUCAUUCUAUCUUGGUCUCUUACUUUCCCUUUACUAUGUAUCAUUCUCUUUCUCGUGCUGCUCUCUCUAUAUCUCAUUCUCUCUCUAGAUAUAUAUCUCGCUAUAUCUCGCUCUUCUUCUCUAGCUCUAGUCGGUCUCUAUCUCAUCUCUCAGAUCUUCGCUCUCUCUCUCUCUCUCUCUCUCUAUUCUCUCUCUCUCUCUCCUAUCUCUUCUCUCUCUCUCUCUCUCUCUCUGCUCUCUCUCUCUCUCUCUCUCUCUCUCUCUCCCCACAGAUGAUGAUGAAUAAGCAAAGAGUGCUUACUCAGGAUACACAAAAUAAGAGGUUUACUGUUCCAGAGGUUUAGAGGAAGAAGUGGAUGUCGUCAGAGAUGCUGUGAGGACAAAACCAAGCUGUGAGAUGUUGCUGACACAAUAUUGCUUUCUAUUGAAAAUGUAUCUUAUUGUUCUUUUAAUGUUUUCAAUGUUAUUUCAAAUGAGUAUAUACUGCUCUCAGUGACUGUAAUAACUUUAUAACAUUUGUGAGAAUAACCUUUUGCAAUAAAAUACAAAAAACAAUGACAAUUACAGUACGUUGCCUUUAUAAUGAUGAUUGGGAGUUAAUUUUAGUGGUGUAACAGGAAGAAGACAAAACUCUGCACUUGACUUUUCCUACUAGCACUGACUUUGCUGAUAGCUUCUUUAUUGAGGAAAAAUGUAAUUACUACGACUGUGAUAUGUAGUUCUCUCACCUAGCUAUCUUAAGAUGAAUGCACUAACUGUGAAUGACUAAAAUGUAAAUGAAAAUGUAACAGCACCUAGUAACUCUGGUGACCCCGUAAAAAAGUCCAGCCAGUGGGCCAUGAUCAUCCUGCUUAAACAGUUGUAGCCCUCUGGCUGGGUAUCAAUAAUGGCAUGGAUAGGCAGAGCUGUGGAUUGGAUGUGGGCGGCAGGUAGCUUAGUGGUUAAGAGCGUUGUGCCAGUAACCGAAAGGUCGCUGGUUCUAAUCCCCGAGCCGACUAGAUGAAAAAUCUGUCGAUGUGCCCUUGAGCAAGGCACUUAACCCUAAUUGCUCAUGUAAGUCGCUCUGGAUAAGAGCGUCUGCUAAAUGACUAAAAUGUAAAUGUGGCAUGGCAUCAUAUUGACCUCUGCAUGAAUACAUUUCCCUGAGAAGUGUAUUGAGGACUUCUUCCCAAGAUAAAUAUCUGUUACACCUUUUAAAUAAGAAGUUUGACUUUACACUUGUGUCAUGGCUUAUUUUAUCACAGGGCACACACAUUUUAUAUUAGCUGAAUGUUUACUGAGAUUUUUUACACAAACAGGACAACCCAUUUGGCUUCCCUAUAUAAAGACUGGGCCAACUCUUAGUUUCUCAUGCAUUGCUUGAUCAAUAGGCAAGUGCAAAGUCAGCAAAAGUCAGAAUUGUGAUGGAUACAUAUUUUUGUCUCAAUCCUCAGGCAUGGAGACCUACUGUAAUGCUACACUGGAGCUCCAUGUUACAGAACUCUGGGAGGAACUAUCUUUAUCCAUCUGAAAACUAGUCCCAGGGAACAUAAACUGAUGGAGGAUAAAUUGAGGGAAGAUAGAUUUUGGGAAGAUAAAGAAAUUAGACUGAGGCCAGAUACAUUGAGGGAAUUACGUACAACAGAAUGAGGGAAGAUCAAGAAAAUAGAUUCAGACAAAAUAGAUUGAGGGAAGAUAAAUUCAGGGAAGAUAAGAGGGAAUCUAUAAAAAGUCUAAGAUGUAGUGGGGGGGGGGGGGGGGGGGGGACAUAAACUGACAUAUGGAAUCGGUCAUACCAUGGUCAUACCAUGGAUCAUUUAGCUAUUUGAUUUAGAAUUUUAGGACCCCUUUAGGUAUAACAAAUAUAUACAAAAAAUAUUUGAUAAAUAGUACCAAAUCCCAUACAAACGCAUUAAAAAUGAAUAAAAUAUUAGGAAAUGGCAAAAAAUAAAGUCCAAAAAUAAAUCAUAAGGAUAACAUUUAUGAAGCGUCUGUCCUAUAUAUCUAGGAGAUAUAAGAAAGCUCAGGAAAUAUUUUUGUUGUUUUGACACAUAUUUAACCCCCUGUUUUGGGUAGGCACAAAACUACCUCCAUACUUCCAUUCAUUUAAUUAAACAGGUACCGGUUACCUUCAGACGAGUCCCGUGACAUUUGUGGGGGUCGUAGAGCAAAACGGAGAACACCAUCGUUUUCGGUAUCGACUUCGGACGUGUUUGUGAGAGUCUCAUCUUUCCUUAGAGUGGUCAUAUUAGUUUUUUAGGCCAAACCGUUCAGACGCUACAGCCGGUUUUCGUGAGAAGACCGAUUUUCUGGAUGUCUCAUGGUCUGACAAACACCGCUGUAGCUCGGCCACCUUCCACCGCAGAUGUGGAAGGCCGACAUAGGCAGAUGUGGUGGAUUGAGAUGCUGCCCAUGCACAAAACAGAUAUCUCUAACUUAAAUUGAUGGAUUUUGAUGGGGAUUUUUUUAUGUUAUCAAAGGUGCGUCAAUAGACUAGGGUGGUUUAAAAGACCUCACAUGUGAUUCAGAUAUAUUGACUAAAAUAAUUUCCGAAAGACAGCCUGAAUCACUUUUUUCUAAAUCUUUUGGAUCUUUUAGAUUAGGAUUCUCUAUGGUUAAUGUUAAGAUAACAACUGCAAGUGAUUGCCGAAUAUCGUGUAGAAGUCUUCCACUCAAAAUCUGAAAUGUCAAGGGCAAGAGAAAUACAACUACUCAUUCAAGGUACAUUGGUAAAAUGCAGAAGUAGAUUCUACAGAAUUUGGUGGUUUAAGAACCUUUUGAAAAUUAAAAAAAAACACAGUAAUCUCCGUAUUUAGUCACCAUCAAUUUCCUGUCUUUACCCACUGUCUAUGAACUUCUUACAUAUUUAGCUAAAAGCAGUCUAUUCUUCUUCCUCCACAGCCCCAGUGUCCUAUCCUCAGCUAUCCUCUGAGUGUCUGUCCGAUGGAGAGAUGAGGGUGUCCUGCUCCUCUGAGGGUGAUGCUCCCCAGUACAGCUGGACUCUGGACAGACAGAUGCUGAGAGACACUGAGGACUGUCCAUGUUACAAAAGAAGCACCAUCACUCUGAGGAAUGGCCUGCCUGGAGAUCUCACCUGUACC
Coregonus sp. 'balchen' is the source of this 4436-nucleotide messenger RNA. NCBI's taxonomy places the organism in Eukaryota, Metazoa, Chordata, Actinopteri, Salmoniformes, Salmonidae. The record is from the annotation of a GenBank genome assembly.